Gastrolobium bilobum is the source of this 3955-nucleotide messenger RNA. RefSeq names its product phospholipase D gamma 1-like. The transcript has 11 exons. Gene Ontology annotation, cellular component: plasma membrane. Bases 352 to 3696 code for a protein of 1114 amino acids. Gene Ontology annotation, biological process: phospholipid catabolic process. Gene Ontology annotation, molecular function: D-type glycerophospholipase activity. The record is from RefSeq and is a predicted model, not a curated record. NCBI's taxonomy places the organism in Eukaryota, Viridiplantae, Streptophyta, Magnoliopsida, Fabales, Fabaceae.
UCUUCUUCCCCUUGAAUCUUGUUCUUCAACUUCUUUAUAGCUUCAUGGAGAAAAAUGAAAAAUAAAAAGAGGUAAAAAUCUAAUCUUUGUGCUCAGUUUCUUCAUUUGAUUGAGCCCCCACCAUUGAUAUCAUUUCAAUCUUCCAAAAUUUCCAUGGAUAGUAUGUGAUUAAUCUCAAUUAUCAUCCUUCAAUUAUCAUGUUUUGUAUCAUUUCAAAUCCAAUUGACAUGAUUCUUGUUUGAAUGAUUCCAAUUUGAUGUUAUUCUAUGACCCUUUUGUAUUGAAAAUCAAAAUUUUGAGUCUUUUUCAUACAUAUUAAUCAAGGGUGAGAACUUUGUGUUGUUGUAUUUGAUGGAUAAUUAUGGGUCAUCUUCUUCUCCAUAUCGUUAUCCAAACCCAUAUGUGUACCCUCCUAACCCUCAUCCACCAUACCAGCCUAUAGCUCCAGGUCCUGAUCCAUAUGCACAUGUUCCUUAUGCAUAUCCUUAUAGUUCUUCACAUUCCUUCAACUAUUCCUACCCUAGAUCACCCUUAUCAUCCUCCAAUUCUGGUUCAUUCAAGUAUUCUUACCCUCCUCCUCCUCCUCAAUCACCCUCCUCAGCCCCAUUUAACCACCCUCCUCCUCCCCAAUUGGACUUUCCCCAGCCUCUUCCAGCUUAUCCUUAUCCCUACCAUGUUCCUCCUCAAGGGACUCAUGGUUCUCCUAGGCCUUCCCUUUCAAACCAUGGUAGUUUUCAACAUGGUUCAUCUCAUCACUAUUAUCAACAAAAUGAGGCCUAUUCUUCUCAUGGAGACCCUCCUGAUGCGCAUUUGCGUGCCAAUAGCUUCUCUGGCCCUUACUGGCAGGAGACAACAAGCUCCACAGGUGGAGUAGCAGCACAAAGUAGUGAUAAUUCCAAGCCUUCUAAGAGUUCUGCUUACCCUCCUUUGGAUGAUCUUAUGAGCAGUGUUCGGUUGUCUGAUAACAUGCCAACUGCUCCUGCAUCACCCCUUGCACCUGCAGCGCAACCACUGAUGUAUUCCAUUUCAGUUCCAAAGUUACAGCAGAAGAGAGAGGACUUUUAUGGAUAUUCAAAUAACUCCUUUUCGGGUUGGGGAUCCUCCUACCCUGGUCAGGUGGAUUCAUCUAGGCUUUCAGAUUAUUCAGGCUCAUUUAAUAAUUCAGUGCAUGGCCAGAGAAUGCAGAUUGUUCCAAUACAGAAUAAAGGAUCCUUGAGAGUUUUGCUCCUACAUGGGAAUUUAGAUAUAUGGGUUCAUGAAGCCAAAAAUCUCCCAAAUAUGGACAUGUUCCACAAAACAUUGGGGGAUAUGUUUGGUAAAUUACCUGGUAGUGUGAGCAAUAAAAUCGAAGGAACUAUGAAUAGGAAGAUUACCAGUGAUCCUUAUGUAACAAUUUCAGUAUCAAAUGCUGUACUUGGGAGGACUUUUGUCAUUAGCAACUGUGAAAAUCCUGUCUGGAUUCAACAUUUCUAUGUUCCCGUUGCACAUCAUGCUGCUGAAGUGCACUUUGUUGUUAAAGACAGUGAUGUGGUGGGUUCACAACUCAUUGGCAUUGUGGCAAUUCCAGUUGAACAAAUAUACUCAGGGGAAAAAGUUGAAGGAACAUUUCCUAUCCUGAAUAAUAAUGGGAAACCUUGUAAGCAAGGUGCUGUCCUGAGCCUAUCCAUUCAAUUCAUCCCAAUGGAGCAACUGAGCAUUUAUCACCAAGGAGUGGGAGCAGGACCUGAAUAUAUUGGGGUUCCUGGUACAUAUUUUCCUUUGAGGAAAGGUGGAACUGUUACUCUAUAUCAAGAUGCUCAUAUUCCAGAUGGAAGCCUCCCCAAUGUGUUGCUUGACAAUGGGUUGUAUUAUGUCCAUGGACAGUGUUGGAUUGACAUCUUUGAUGCCAUAAGACAAGCUCAGCGUUUGAUUUACAUUACAGGGUGGUCAGUGUGGCACAAAGUUAGGUUGAUAAGGGAUGCUUCUGAUAAUGCAUCAGAUUAUAACUUGGGUGAUCUUCUGAGGUCAAAGUCACAAGAAGGAGUAAGAGUGCUUCUCCUUAUUUGGGAUGAUCCUACGUCAAGAAGCAUUUUGGGUUAUAAAACAGAUGGUGUCAUGGCAACUCAUGAUGAGGAAACUCGAAGAUUUUUCAAGCAUUCUUCAGUACAUGUGCUGCUUUGUCCUCGCAUUGCUGGAAAACGACAUAGCUGGAUCAAGCAAAAGGAAGUUGGAACAAUAUAUACGCAUCAUCAGAAAACUGUAAUUGUGGAUGCUGAUGCUGGAAAUAACAGAAGAAAAAUUGUAGCAUUUGUCGGUGGACUUGAUUUGUGUGAUGGGCGAUAUGAUACUCCCCACCAUCCUCUCUUUAGGACAUUGCAGACAAUACAUAAAGAUGACUAUCACAACCCUACUUUCACGGGUAAUAUUGGUGGUUGUCCAAGGGAGCCAUGGCAUGAUUUGCAUUCUAAAAUUGAUGGUCCAGCAGCUUAUGAUGUUUUAACUAACUUUGAGGAGCGCUGGUUAAAAGCUUCAAAACCUCAUGGUAUAAAAAAGUUGAAAAUUUCAUAUGAUGAUGCUUUGCUUAGGCUGGAAAGAAUUCCAGAUGUUAUUGGCAUGAAUGAUGCUCAUUAUGUUGGUGAUGAUGAUCCUGAAGCUUGGCAUGUUCAGAUAUUUCGUUCAAUUGAUUCGAAUUCUGUUAAGGGAUUUCCAAAGAAUCCAAAAGAAGCAACUAGCAAGAACCUAGUAUGUGGGAAGAAUGUGCUGAUUGACAUGAGCAUACAUACAGCAUAUGUGAAGGCCAUUCGUGCUGCACAGCAUUAUAUUUAUAUAGAGAAUCAAUAUUUCAUCGGGUCUUCAUUCAAUUGGAGUCAACAUAAAGACCUUGGUGCUAAUAAUUUAAUCCCAAUGGAAAUUGCUCUAAAGAUUGCUGAAAAGAUAAAAGCAAAUGAGAGAUUCGCUGUGUAUAUUGUUAUUCCAAUGUGGCCAGAGGGUGUUCCAACAGGGGCUGCCACACAAAGGAUUUUAUUUUGGCAGAAUAAAACAAUGCAAAUGAUGUAUGAGACAAUAUACAAGGCUUUGGUUGAGGUCGGGCUUGAAGCAGCAUUCUCUCCACAAGACUAUUUGAACUUUUUCUGUCUUGGCAAUCGAGAGGUCAUAAAUAUGCAUGACAAUUUCAAUGUGUCAGGAUCUCCUCCCCCAGCAAAUAGUCCACAAGUAUUGCUCUAUCCAACUAGUCGAAAUAGCCGGCGUUUCAUGAUUUAUGUUCAUUCAAAAGGAAUGAUAGUUGAUGAUGAAUAUGUGAUAUUGGGGUCUGCAAAUAUCAACCAACGCUCUAUGGAAGGCACGAGGGACAGUGAGAUUGCAAUGGGAGCCUACCAACCUCAUCAUACUUGGGCAAGAAAGCAAUCUUAUCCACAUGGACAAAUCCAUGGAUAUAGGAUGUCACUUUGGGCAGAACACACAGGAACCAUUGAAGACUGCUUCUUGCAACCUGAGAGCCUUGAAUGUGUGCGAAGGGUUAGAGCAAUGGGUGAGGUUAACUGGAACCAAUUUUCAGCAAAUGAUAUAACAGAGAUGAGAGGGCAUCUACUCAAAUACCCAGUAGAAGUUGAUCGGAAAGGCAAAGUUAGAUCCCUUCCUGGCCAAGAAGAGUUCCCUGAUGUGGGAGGAAAAAUAGUUGGAUCAUUUCUUGCCAUGAAGGAGAAUCUAACCAUUUGAUGAAUUGAUUACUUUGAGUCUUUCACAUUCUGCUGGUCAUUAGGAUAAGAUGUAUGUAAAUUACAAAAUAGAAGUUAAACAAUUUUGAAAUGCAUGAUAGUUGAACAAAUACAAUGUAUAGUCAUAAACAGUUACAGGUUAUUCUUUUUCCUUUCUUAGAGGAUUAACAUACGACCACAUUCUUGAUUAUCAUACUAGCAUAUAUAUCCAAGAAAAAAACUUCCCAAAACUCAGUCUGGGAUUUGUGCCUGUAUACUUU